AUGAACAACUCAGAAGAACCCGGGCUAAACCCUACUCCAAUUCUACCAUCUAAAGAAUCAAUGGAGAGUUUUCUUCUCAAACUAACACCGUUUCAACGUAUGAUUUACUUUCCAAACCUUCCACCACUCCGACAAUCACUUCCUUCGUCAUCCUCUCCUCCUCCUCCACAACCUUAUCAACUUCCACCACCACCAUCACCUUAUCAACAACCUCCACCAACACCACCUCGUCAACCUCCUCUUCUACCACCACUGUCUCAUCAACCUCCUCCUCCACCACCUCACCAACCGCCUUCUCCACCACCACCACCACCACCUAAUCAACCUCGUCGUGCUCGCCGUGGACAACGUAAAGAAGGUGUAAUCUUCCCUAUUCCAUUUAUAUGGGCCACUGAUCGUAGAGCAACCGUUCAUAGUUUGAGUCAUCUUUUGCAUAAUAGAAUAUUUAAUAUCUUUGGAGAUGUUGAGUGUAAGGGAUGCAAAAAAAAGUUUCAAAUGAAUUUCAACCUAAGAGAGAAAUUUUCCGAAAUAAGGAUUUAUAUUGCCGAAAACAAAGACACAAUGCGAGAUAGGGCGCCACCAUGUUGGAACAAUCCAACUUUGCCUACAUGUGUGCAUUGUAAUCAAGAAAAAAGUGUGAUACCUGUGAUUGCUGAGAAGAGAAAGAAUAUCAAUUGGUUGUUUCUUUUUUUAGGGCAAAUGAUUGGUUGUUGCACCCUUAAACAACUGAGAUACUUUUGCAAGUACACAAAUAAUCAUUUAACAGGUGCUAAGAAUAGGUUAGUUUAUCUUACUUAUCUUGCACUCUACCAACAACUUGAUGCUUGA
Molecule: messenger RNA, 828 nt
Organism: Lathyrus oleraceus (garden pea)
Lineage: Eukaryota; Viridiplantae; Streptophyta; Magnoliopsida; Fabales; Fabaceae
Exons: 1
Coding region: 1-828 (275 amino acids)
Source: RefSeq, a predicted model, not a curated record